Emys orbicularis (European pond turtle) is the source of this 378-nucleotide messenger RNA. Its product is annotated as lymphocyte antigen 6 complex locus protein G6c-like. Gene Ontology annotation, cellular component: protein-containing complex; external side of plasma membrane. The transcript has 3 exons. The record is from RefSeq and is a predicted model, not a curated record. Lineage: Eukaryota; Metazoa; Chordata; Testudines; Emydidae. Bases 1 to 378 code for a protein of 125 amino acids.
AUGAGCAAAGUUCUGCUCCUGGGCUUGUCCCUGCUGCUCUGCUGUGCCCUGGCUCACGGCCUCAUCUGCAGGGUCUGCGAGUUCCAGGUGGGCAAGCUCUGCUUCCACUCCCGCAGCCCCUGCAAGGCGCAGGGGCAGCAAGUCUGUGAGACCACCAAGGCCUACAUUGGCAAGGUCCCGCUGUUCUCCAAGUACGGCUGCAGCCGGACCCGCGAGACCUGCAACAUGACGGAGCAGAAGGACGCCGUCUUCGAGGUCAGCUACAAUCGGACCUGCUGCGAGACAGACCUGUGCAAUGCUGCUGGCCCUGCCCGGGCAGCCGGGCUUCCCCUGCUCUCUGGGCUGGGAGCCCUGCUGGGGUGGUGGUUGCUGAAAUAA